Molecule: messenger RNA, 2217 nt
Organism: Suillus fuscotomentosus
Lineage: Eukaryota; Fungi; Basidiomycota; Agaricomycetes; Boletales; Suillaceae
Exons: 9
Coding region: 1-2217 (738 amino acids)
Biological process (GO): transcription initiation at RNA polymerase II promoter
Cellular component (GO): transcription factor TFIID complex
Molecular function (GO): zinc ion binding; chromatin binding; RNA polymerase II general transcription initiation factor activity
Source: RefSeq, a predicted model, not a curated record
AUGCCUGAGCCUCAUACCCCCAUCUCUUCCCACACACCUGAACCCAGACCUGAAUUCAUGCCCGUUGUGGUUCACAUUGAUUUUAGCCUGAGAAGCCCUGUCGAUGGCAUCCAGUUCGUGCUACCUACUGGCUCCGAGUCUUACCCAUAUGUAAGCAACUACUAUGUUUGUGAUGAAGAAGUUCUGAUAUUUUCCAGCAUGUACCGCAUGCAUAUACAACAUCAUCGUCUCCUGAUGCUGCGAGAUGCUUGGGUUCCAUGCGUCCACAGUGUGUGGGAGAAGUGCACUUGGGAGUUCGAAUUUGUUGUUCCUCGCUAUCUCGAAGAGCCUGAUCCUGGUCACCGUGGAGAGAAUGGUGAUUUUGAAGAGUCCCAGGAGUCUAUCCAGACGGUAGUUAUCUGCAGUGGCAACCUCAUGGAUCAGGCAUGUCGCCCACCAGUGUUGACGUUCGUACAGCAUGUCGCUUUUGCUGCUGGACCAUUCCAUGUGCAUCCCAUCCCGACAGAGCUCACAUCAGAGGAUACGUCUGGCAUUUCACAGCCUCUGAUGCAUGCAUUUUGCUUGCCUGGUCACGAAUCUAUGCUCCAUUCGUUGAUUUCAUCCCUGCAUUCGGCGAUGAACUUCUACAGUACAGAGUUCGGUUCCUACCCAUUUGGAUCAUACAAAGUGGUAGCAGUGGACGAGAUGCCUGCUCAGCGUUUUGACAGCUCGACGCUAUCAAUAAUCACUGACUCGAUUGAGCAGGUGCUUGAAACCCAGCAAGCACUUAGUCACGCCCUGGCCUGUCAGUGGAUGGGAAUCAACAUCCAACAAAAGACAUGGUCAGAUACUUGGCUUGUAAAUGGUCUUGCGCUGUAUAUCACCAGCCUGUUCGUCCGCAAGCUCCUGGGAAAUAAUGAGUAUCGAUACAGGCUCAAGCGGGACAUGCAACGAGUCGUCAAGUGGGACAACGGAUCGAUGCCACCCAUCUGCCAACCACAGCAUAAUGAUCCCCCAGACUCCAUGACACUACCUUUUAUUAACUUGAAGGCGCCCCUCAUGCUGCACAUUUUGGAUCGACAUCUUGGCAAGUCUGGUACCUCGCUCGGUCUUCCUCGUGUCCUGCCCAAGAUUUUCUUGUCAGCAAUGAGCGGAGAGUUGCAAAAUAAUGCUCUAUCGACACACUUGUUCUUGCGUACAUGCAGGAAGGUCAGCGGAAUUGAUCUUCGGUCAUUCACUGAGCAGUGGAUCUACGGUAGUGGUUGUCCAGCGUUCGGGUUCUCUGCUUCUUUCAAUAGGAAGAAGAUGGCAGCGCUCGAGCACAACAAGGUGUCGAAACUGUUGCAUAAGCCUGUACCAUUUUUUGAGGGCCAAAUGACUGUUCGGAUCCAUGAAGCGGAUGGCACUCCAUAUGAGCACGUUUUAGACAUUCGUUCGUCCUUCAAACACUUUGAAGUCCCUUUCAACACGAAAUACUUGGCACGACAAGUGGCUGCUCAGGCUGCAGUGGAAGGCAAUGCAGAAGCUGCUGAAGCCAUGGGUCUAAUCGACAUGGGUUUUGGACUUGAGAUCUGGGAAAAGGAAAAGGAAAAGGAGCGAGAAAACUGGAAGGUGGCUGACUGGACCGAGGAAGAUGAGCAGGUGAUGUCGGGUGCAACGUACGAGUGGAUUCGCAUGGACACUGAUUUUGAAUGGAUCGCCGCUAUCGCUUUUGAACAGCCCGACUUUAUGUGGAUGUCACAGUUGCAGCGAGAUUGCGAUGUCGUUGCGCAACUAGAAGCUGUUAAUGCUCUCGCAAAGCAAUCCACCGCCAUCAUUUCGAGUACAUUCACCAAGACAGUGCUCGUCUCCAAUUACUAUUAUCGCAUACGGUGUGAGGCUGCGAUGGCUCUAGUGCACUGUGCUAUUCGGAAACUUGAUUUCUUGGGACUAUUUCAUCUAUUCAAGUUAUUCCUUCGCUACUGUUAUGACCCUGAAGACCCCAACCAAGAUUUAUUCGCUCAUACUUACGUCCCAAAGCCUAAUGACUUCUCUGACCUGGCAGAAUACUUUGUUCGAAAGCUCAUCAACGCCGAUCUGGACAUGUACUACGCGCCCUCCGACAGGCAGCUGCUCAAGCUGCAUCAGAAGGCGACGUGGACGUACGUUCGAACGAGCAAUAUGCUUGACGACGCGUUCGAAUCCACCAAUUUAAUAUACACCGCUGUAGAAACAACUAUCCAGAUGGUGGUAUUCUGA